Messenger RNA from Didymodactylos carnosus, 1071 nucleotides. The record is from the annotation of a GenBank genome assembly. Lineage: Eukaryota; Metazoa; Rotifera; Eurotatoria; Philodinida; Philodinidae.
AUGGACGAUCUAUCGUACAAACAAAUAAAUGUAUUGACAUAUGACUUAUCAGUUAAAGACUAUACAAAAGUUAUUAAUCAAACGUUUAACAUAGGAGCAUUAAAACGUAAGUUACAUGAAUAUAUUGGACAUAAAAGAAAUAUAGAUGAUGUAUUUCCAAUUCAUUGUCGUUUAAAGCUGUAUAUUAUUGAAAGUCAAAUAAGCAAGCUUGAGAAUAACAAUUUAAAAUCUCUAAAUAUUUUACAUAAAGCAUUAUUGUGUCAUACUGUUGAUGAUGUUAUUGAAGCUAUUAUUUGGUUAUUAAAAAAUAAUUAUUAUCAUCAGACAAUUAUUCAAACAUUAAUAGGUGAUAUAUCAAAAUGGAAUACAACGGAGCUGUCUAAUGCAUUAAUCGUUGAUAUUAAUCUACCAAAAAUUUGUGUACAUUACAAAGACUUUGUAUCAAGUCCUCACUUAAAAAUGAUAAGAAAAUAUGAAACAUCCAUAACUAAACGAUUGGAUAUUGAUCAUUUGAGUGCGGGCCUAUCCUAUAUUGACAUGUGUAUGGCUGUUGGAGGAGAUCCAACAUGUGUAGCAUCAAAUUUUAUUUUAGCCGCAAUUUGUUUUUAUGAAUUAAUGAAGAAAUGUGUCGAUGCCGAUAAAGCUUAUGCAUAUAGAAAUGUUAUUAAUGAUCUUUCUAUACAAAGUUUUUUUUUGUCCAGGCGUUAUUUGCCACCACAUAUGCAGAUCUAUAUUUGUAAAUUGGCAUUUACAUUAAUGACAAAAACUAGUCAAUUAUUUAAAAGAUAUGUGACUCUGACACCGCUAACACUAUCAUCAAACAAAACUCAAUCAAAACAACUCCUUGUAACAAAGCAACAGAGUUUAAUUCUUAGUGAACUGUUAAAAAAUAUUGUUAAUAGUGCAAAAAUAUCUCCAUUUAUUCAACUGCCCACUUCCCUAAGCUAUGAUACAUUAUAUUUAGAAUUAACUGGACAAAAGUUUUUAACAAAAUUUUUAAAUAAAAUGGCAAACCAUAAGCGACAACAGGAAUUGUUUCCAGCUCAUCUUUAUCAACAAAACACACGAUAA